CUUAGGCCACUCUAUCGGGUCUUCAAACACCCCCUCUCUGUGCCCUUCCAAGUUUACCCAAGCUAGUUCCUUCACUCUGUCUCUCACAGUUGCCGUUUGUUUGGAUGCAUACUUGAAAAUGGCAGGGGACGGACAGUCUAACUACGACGCUGUUCCAGUCGAGGAGCAAGCAACAUACCUGGAUUCACCGUCGAGACUCUCGUCCCCACAUUACGAGGAAUCCACAGUCGACCACCCAGAGGACACUGAAGCGGACCCGAAAGAGCCUGGCUUGCAGCCUCUCGAUACCUCAUUGCUGUACAGGCUUCUACGUCUAGUGUUUGACAUGAUUGUUGCCUCCAUCAGCCUGCUAUUUGUCAUUCUCGGUGUCUGGGCUUACAGGAUCGACGGAAAUCUCGCCGGCCCAAACUCCACGGGUUUCAAGCUCGUGAAAGCCGCACAAUACGCACCUACCAUCUUCCCGGUCCUCUUCGCCGCCAUUGUCGGCGGCAGCAUGAAGAGCAUCCCCUCCUGGUGUAUCCAGACUCAUUGGGGGACAACGGUCGGACUGUUGCAGCGAUGUCUCGGGAGUCAGAGUAUCUCGGGCGCAGUGCUCACACAGAUACAGCUAGGCUUGCUAGAUUUCGGCGCUAUAAUGAUAAUUUUCUUGUGGUCUUUAUCGCCAUUGGGUAGCCAGGCCUCUCUCAGAGUCAUUUCUAUCGUGGCAAGGAACUCAAGUAGUCCGCGGAACCUUACUACCAUAAACACCUUCACUGCUUAUCAAUACGGCAAUGCCGACGGUAUAGCAGAAGCCCAGCGCACUGUGGUGUAUCCCACCGUUGCUGUCAUUAUGGCGGCUCCACUCUUGGAAAAGCGCAACCAAGAUCUUUGGGGCAACGUGCGCUUCCCUAUGCUGGAAAAUGAGCAGAGCCUGUGGGACACGACCGGUCACGAAUGGACGGUCAUGCCCGAGGAGAAUAAUCUGACAUAUGCAUCACUGGUCGGCACCCCCGUGGGCAAUCUUGCGGAUGCAGGAAACACCUCUUUCACCCUGCCAGGUUCAUACCUGUAUAUCAACUGCUCGAAGUUCGGAAAAUCCAACCAGACUGACUUCACCAACUACACCUCCUCGAGUUCGCCACUUCCCGAGACUGGUGUUGACUGUGCCUGGGCAAGCAUGCGCGGCGGCACCCAAUACCAGAUCGCCAUCUCCCAACCGUGCUCAAAUUUCCGGCUGCUGCCAGAGGCGAACACCACCCGGCCUGCCCGCCAGCUUCAGUUUGAGUCGCGGGUACAGGGGACUUCCAGGGCAGAGUGGACGCGCGCUGAGUGCGAUCUGACCACAACAUACGUCGACGCCAACGUGACCUGCACGGCCAGCGCCUCGGGCAGUUCCUCUGCCAGUACCUGUCAGGUUUCGUCGGUCCGCGCCUCGCCUACACCUCCCUACGAUCGCAACUGGACCGUCUUCGAUCUCAACGAGCCGUUCAGCAGCCAGCCUGUUCUAACUUUACUCUCAACGUUCUUCCCUAACGCCCAGGUUGCCGGCGGCGACCAGCCCAUCCUCGUGUAUCUGGAAGACCCCUACCACGCGGUGGUGAACCCUGACUCCCUACAGGGCACGUAUACGGUCGGCAAAAAAGCGUUCGAGACGAGGCUGGCCCAGAUCCUCAACUCCGUGCUAUACAUCGGUAUCAAUCCGUCCGCGUUUACGGGGUCCUUUGCAGAAGAGGAGGCGUUAGCGAAUUCUCGAACCGUCCCAGGGGCAAUCACGACCCUUGUUCACGAGGUGGUUCAGUGCAGCCGGAGCUGGCUCGGCGUGCUGCUGGCUGCGUCGCUGGCGCUCUUCCUCUGCGCCAUCGCCGGCGCUGUCUUGCGCUUUUGCACCCUUGCACCCGACGUACUGGGGUCAAUCGCCGUGGCGUUCUUGCGCAAUCGCAUCCCCGAUCUCGUCGGGUCCUCCACGUGGUCGGCGGAUGAGUGGGUACGGCAUACCCGCGACACGCGAUUGUACUUGGGCGAUGUGGAGGCCGAGGCCGAGGCAGGCUGCAUUGCUCUGGCGACCUCGCCAGAGGAUGUGCAGGUCCCCCUAGUAAAGAACAGACUUUACAAGUAA
This is a messenger RNA of Aspergillus eucalypticola CBS 122712, 2095 nucleotides long. RefSeq lists its product as uncharacterized. The record is from RefSeq and is a predicted model, not a curated record. Bases 119 to 2095 code for a protein of 658 amino acids. Lineage: Eukaryota; Fungi; Ascomycota; Eurotiomycetes; Eurotiales; Aspergillaceae. The transcript is spliced from 2 exons.